Messenger RNA from Peronospora matthiolae, 264 nucleotides. The record is from the annotation of a GenBank genome assembly. NCBI's taxonomy places the organism in Eukaryota, Oomycota, Peronosporomycetes, Peronosporales, Peronosporaceae.
AUGCGAGAUCAUAAGUUUCUCACGAACGUCGAAAAGUGUAUAUACGCAGCGAUCGAAACAUUACUUCUUGGCUGCAUCGUGGGUAAAAACGGUGUACGCCCUGAUCCGGAAAAGAUCAAGGCGAUUAGCGACUGGCCUGUGCCAGUCGACGUCAAGGGACUUCGAAAGUUCCUUGGCUUGGCAGCGUGCUUGCACAAGUACUCGCGCAACUACGCCGAGAUGACCGUACAUCUCUCUCGCCUGCUAAAGAAAAACGAGAGUUGA